Notothenia coriiceps (black rockcod) is the source of this 752-nucleotide messenger RNA. RefSeq names its product transport and Golgi organization protein 6 homolog. The transcript is spliced from 2 exons. NCBI's taxonomy places the organism in Eukaryota, Metazoa, Chordata, Actinopteri, Perciformes, Nototheniidae. Gene Ontology annotation, biological process: protein secretion. The record is from RefSeq and is a predicted model, not a curated record. Bases 18 to 737 code for a protein of 239 amino acids.
UCCAGGUGGUGGACUUCAUGGGUUCCCUGCUGCAGAGGGCCUGUGUUGGUCUGGAUCAGGGCACAGGUCCAGGCUUGGGGAACCCAGUAGAGAGCGAUACGCUGAGUAUGGGGGUGGGUCUGCUGGCCACCCUGCUGUCUGGAUCUCAGCUUAGUGCCGAGGACUACUCUUCUAUGUGGAGACUUCUCCCCCCCCUGGAGACGCUCUCUGAGAAGCACUCUGACGUCUUCAUCCAGGAGUUGGCAUCCAACCUCAGAGCUGUCAUAGCCACUCACGGUGCCUACCGGCCGGAACACUUCUCUUCUGAGGCUCAGCGCUCCAGAAACCCUGAAACCAUGUCACAGAACAAAAGUGUGCCUUUAAUGAAAAAAGGAAAUAUGCAAACUGAAGCAACAGACUCACAGACUAGCCCUCCUCCAUCUCCCUUAAACAGUCAGCCUGAGUCUGAGCCUGGACCAGGAAUAAGUCCCAGAGGUGGAGGGAGGACCUCUGGCACCAGUAAACCUGGCCCUCCGGUCAAGCCCUUUUCUGAUUUGCUGUUGGAGGCAUGUGACCCGGACGUGCCGACCCGAGCGUUCGCUCUGAGGGUCCUGACCCUGAUGGUACAGAAGCAGAACCCCGAGGCUGCCCAGAUGCAGGAGAAAGUCCUCAUGGUGGGUCGCUUGGUUAUGUGCUUCGACUUUUUUAUUCUUGUGUCAGCAUUUAGUCUGUUAUUCUGCUCUAAAAAUACUGAUUAACAUUUUAUCCAACAC